Molecule: messenger RNA, 2872 nt
Organism: Oryzias latipes (Japanese medaka)
Lineage: Eukaryota; Metazoa; Chordata; Actinopteri; Beloniformes; Adrianichthyidae
Gene: slc20a1a
Product: solute carrier family 20 member 1a
Biological process (GO): phosphate ion transmembrane transport
Cellular component (GO): membrane
Molecular function (GO): phosphate transmembrane transporter activity
Source: RefSeq, a predicted model, not a curated record
CAACAGGAGUCCCGCACACAUCGCGGCUCCCCACUCCAGCCUCCUCUCUCUCCCACCUGUCCGCAGGAUCGGCGCGCGCUCAGCUCACCGUUACGCACCGGAACAAUAAGGUCCGUUUUCACAUGUGAGUGACCUUUUCUCCCCUUAAUCUUUUCUGUCAAAUUUGCCUGUCACCUCACAUAUGGCUGCGCCUGAAUUAUGCAACAACUAAGAAGAUUAACAUACCACAGCUAUUCACACUUAAGUGGGGAUCAUCAGAGGCUGACUGUCACAAUGGACCUCUGUCUUAUCAAUGCAGCCUUUCAUUUUACUGUGAAGCUCAUAAACAAACCCAGUAUACCAAGCUAGCAAUAGAUGUUGUUUUUUUCUUCAUUUACACUCUCAGAUUGGAGCCAAAGUGUUGUUUUUUAUUUUUAUAGCUUCUUUAAACGAGAAUUUUACCUCAAACCAUUAAAAAAAAUAGUUCAUUUUUUCCCCCAGUCUGAAACUAUUUGAAGUAGUGAUGGAUACGACUACCCUGGCUACCCUGGCUGCUGCCACCACAGCGGUUCUGGCCUCUCAGACUGACAUGUCAGGCUACUUAUGGUUGGUAAUUGUGGGCUUCAUCAUUGCCUUCAUCCUGGCCUUCUCUGUGGGGGCCAACGAUGUGGCCAACUCCUUUGGCACAGCUGUGGGCUCCGGAGUGGUCACUCUUCGGCAGGCGUGCAUCCUGGCCACCAUCUUUGAGACAGUGGGUUCGGUGCUGCUGGGGGCCAAAGUCAGUAAAACCAUCAGAGAGGGCAUCAUCGACGUGCGGAUGUACAACGGCUCUGAACACAUUCUCAUGGGAGGCUCCAUAAGUGCCAUGUGUGGUUCUGCAGUCUGGCAGCUGUUUGCGUCCUUUCUGAAACUCCCUAUCUCUGGAACCCACUGCAUUGUUGGAGCCACAAUUGGGUUUUCCAUGGUAGCCAGAGGCUACCAGGGAGUCAAAUGGUUGGAACUACUUCGCAUUGUGGCAUCCUGGUUUCUUUCACCUGUGCUGUCGGGAUUGAUGUCAGGAAUUCUCUUCUAUUUUGUCCGGAAAUUUAUCCUAAAUAAGCCCAACCCUGGAUCUAAUGGACUGAAAGCCCUUCCCAUCUUCUAUGCAAUUACUAUUGGCAUCAACCUCUUCUCCAUCAUGUACACAGGUGCUCCAAUGCUGGGCUUUGACAGAGUACCAUGGUGGGGUACACUGUGCAUCUCUUUGGGCUGCGCCGUUGUCACGGGGUUGGUGGUUUGGUUUUUCGUCUGUCCACGCCUCAAGAAGAAGAUCGCAGGACAAACGGCUGCCUCUCCCUGUGAAACUCCACUAAUGGAGAAGAACUCCAGUAAACCUGUGCCAGAAGAACGACCCAUCAGACAGCCAGAACCUCAAACUCCUCCAGCAGACAGUCAGAAAGUUGCUUUCAAACUUGGAGGCUCCGAGGAGGCGGACUUGAAUAAUGACGUGGAAAGUAAAGAUUUGGAUUUGUGCAGCGGUCUGAAUGGCAACAUUGGCCCCAUGACAAUCACUGAUCCUCGCAGCGGACGCUCCCACACCAUCCAUAAAGACUCAGGCCUUUACAAAGACCUACUGCACAAGCUCCACAUGGCCAAAGUUGGGGAAUGCAUCGGGGACAGCGACACAGAAGAGCGGCCCAUGCGGAGGAACAACAGCUACACUUCCUACACCAUGGCCAUAUAUGGAAUACAGGGAGAUCCAAAAUACCGGGAUGUGGACAACGGCCUGCAGAGAAGAUCCAGGGUGGACAGUUACAGCAGCUACAACUCUGCUGUGACCAGCAGCAGUGCAGUUGGGGACGGGGCCGAGACUCCGGAGGCCGGUCAGCAGUCGUCUCCAGAGGAAGAUGAGCUGGAGGUUGACCCACCUGCUGCCUCGUUGCUUUUCCAGUUUUUGCAGAUACUUACAGCUUGCUUUGGCUCUUUUGCACACGGAGGAAACGAUGUCAGCAAUGCUAUCGGGCCUCUGGUGGCGCUGUGGCUUCUCUAUGAUAGUGGCUCUGUGGUGUCUGACGCACCCACACCCAUCUGGCUGCUUCUGUAUGGAGGAGUGGGAAUCUGCGUGGGUCUCUGGGUCUGGGGUCGAAGAGUAAUCCAGACCAUGGGCAAAGAUCUCACUCCCAUUACUCCCUCAAGUGGAUUCAGUAUUGAGCUUGCUUCUGCCGUCACAGUCGUCGUGGCAUCAAACGUUGGUCUUCCUGUCAGCACAACCCACUGCAAGGUGGGGUCUGUGGUGGCUGUGGGGUGGCUGCGCUCCAGGAAAUCCGUUGACUGGCGUCUGUUUAGAAAUAUCUUCAUCGCCUGGUUUGUCACAGUUCCCAUCUCCGGACUGAUCAGCGCUGCUAUUAUGGCUCUCUUCAUUUAUGUCAUUCUAUGAGUCAAUCUGUACUCAGUUUCAAGAACUGCUUCAAUUCUCUUUGUUUAAGUCUUCUUUCAGACUGUUGGAGUUUUUUAAAUGAUAUAUAUAUAUAUUUUUUUUUCCAGUGUAAUUUUCAACAAAUAUUUUGGGUGGUGCAUCAAUUGUGUAGGUUUAAUGACUGUUAAAUUGUCCAGAACACUGUGAUCCAAUGUAUUACUGUGUAAAUAUUUGUACAAAAGCUAUGUGCAUUCAUCAGAUUAUUACAUUCUCACUUGAAAAAAGAACAGGCAGCUGUGGUGUAAGGAUAUAGACAGAAAAUAUGCCAUGUGAAGAGAUUUCAAUAUAUUUUAUUCAAUAAUAAACAUUUUAUUUCAGAAUGUUUUGGAGUUUGUGUAAGCAAAUGUGUAAAAGUGAGGUUUUGUAAUAAAACAAAUACACAACAUAAUCGACUUGUUUGAAAGUAAUGAAGGAAAAUAAAAAGGGGUUUGAGAAGAA